Aspergillus costaricaensis CBS 115574 is the source of this 1773-nucleotide messenger RNA. RefSeq names its product isoamyl alcohol oxidase. Gene Ontology annotation, molecular function: oxidoreductase activity; FAD binding. The record is from RefSeq and is a predicted model, not a curated record. The transcript has 4 exons. Lineage: Eukaryota; Fungi; Ascomycota; Eurotiomycetes; Eurotiales; Aspergillaceae. The coding region runs from base 1 to 1773 and encodes 590 amino acids.
AUGCUUCUUAGCACUAUCCUACUCCUGGCUGGAGCACAGUCUGUAUUUGCCAAAUGCAAAUGUGCCCCUACAGAUGAGUGCUGGCCCUCUACAGACACAUGGAGCGCCCUAAACAGCUCCGUUCACGGAAAGCUGACGCGCAACGAGCCAAUUGCUAAACCGUGCUACCAAGGCCCAGGCUACAGUUCCCAGCUCUGUCAGACUAUCAGCUCCAAUUGGACAAGCAACGAGUACCUGGCAAAAUCUCCCAUUGGAUAUAGCUAUCCACUUGUGGAAAGCUGCCCCCCUGUCAAUGCCACUCUGGCUGGAUAUCCACAGUGCGACCUGGGCAACUAUCCCGUCUACAGUGUCAAGGCGACAACCGCAGCUGACGUUACUGCCGGGAUUAAGUUUGCAAGGGAUCACAAUGUGAGGUUGGUCAUAAAAAACACAGGUCAUGAUAUUUCGCAGCGAUCGCAAGGAUAUGGUAGCCUUUCCAUUUGGAUCAAGUCCAUACAAGAUGGACUACAUUAUCACGACAGAUACGUUCCUGGGAAUGGAUCCUGUCCAUCCAACUGGACUGGAAGUGCCAUCACCGUAGGCGGUGGAUAUGUGUGGCAGGACGUAUACGAUUUUGCUGCCACGCAUGGUGUCAUCGCUGUUGGUGGCGCAGAUCCGACUGUUGGUGUCCUUGGAGGCUUCAUGCAAGGUGGUGGCCAUGGCCCCGUUAGCCACUUCUUUGGACUCGGGGCAGACCAGGUUCUGGAAUACAAAGUUGUUUUAGCAUCUGGAAAGCUUGUCACUGCCAACGCCUGUCAGUAUGCAGACCUCUUCACUGCCCUCCGUGGAGGUGGUGGAGGCACCUAUGGUGUAGUCUUAUCGACCACCAUCAAAGCCCACCCAACGCGUCCUGUCCUGGGCCAUAACCUGGACAUCGUUUCACUGAACGGAAAUGACGAUGCCGUUAUCAACGCUACUGGCAACAUAAUGUCCAAAUUGCCAGCUCUCUCAGACGCAGGAUACUCUGGCACUGCAAUCCUCACACCCUAUGCCGGACCGCUGGUAUAUACCCAGCCUUUCCUGAAUCUGCUUGAGAACAAUUCCACCGAGGCAUUAGAGAGCGCCAAAGACGCCAUGAAACGGCUUAUCCUAGAUGACCUGCUCCAGCACAACGGAACCUCGUAUCUGGUUCUAUCCACCUUCACCACCUAUCCGACCUUCCAUGCAUACUACUCCGGCACGCACCAUACAACACCGGGUUCGAACAGGCCGAUCAUGGCGUCACGACUCUUUGACAAGCAAACAUUGGAAUCCCCAAAGAACAAUCUAACAAGCCUUCUUGAGACCGUCACUACUCAGACCGUCCCCAACAGCACCCUUUGGGCAACCUUGUUCAACAUCGUGGCCGGUGGAAAGGUUCUCGACCCCGUCCCUCAUACAUCCAUGAAUCCCGCGUGGCGAAGGUCCCACCUCUUAUUCCAGCAAAUCGAUGUCUGGCCCGACAAUGCCGGCACCGAGGAGAUUCAACAAUACCGAAACGCUCUCACCCAAAUGAAAUUGAAAGCAAUGAAGGACAUGGCUCCGGGUAUGGGAACAUAUUUAAACGAGGCCGAUCCGUACGAUCCGGACUGGAGGCAGGACUGGUUUGGAAAUAACUACAACUGGCUUUUGUCCGUAAAGAAGAAGUAUGACCCGGAAAAUGUGUUUUGGUGUUGGCGAUGUGUCGGGAACGAGGGCUGGGAGGAGGUGGUAGGCGGCGCGUGGUUUGGACCGCUGUGUGAAACAGGGAAAUAG